Molecule: messenger RNA, 465 nt
Organism: Heteronotia binoei (common prickly gecko)
Lineage: Eukaryota; Metazoa; Chordata; Lepidosauria; Squamata; Gekkonidae
Exons: 1
Coding region: 1-465 (154 amino acids)
Biological process (GO): DNA integration
Molecular function (GO): nucleic acid binding
Source: RefSeq, a predicted model, not a curated record
AUGGACGAAGAAAUUGAGGGAUGGGUCCGGAGGUGCACUGCAUGUCAGGAGUCCCGGCCUGAACCGCCCAGCGCCCCUGUGCAGCGUUGGGAAGCACACAGAAAGCCGUGGGCCAGGCUACACAUAGAUUUCGCUGGCCCCUUCCAGGGCCAGAUCUUCUUUAUAUUGGUAGAUGCCUACACUAAAUGGCUGGAAGUCAUCCCGGUGGCUUCGACAUCCACGGCUGUGGCAAUUCGGGCAUUACGCAGGGUCCUGAGCACACACGGGAUCCCAGACACCAUUGUCUCUGAUAAUGGAACCGCCUUCACCUCCCGAGAAUUCCGGGAGUUUUUGCAGAGGUACCUGAUCCAUCACAUAAGGUCCGCCCCAUUCCAUCCAGCUACCAAUGGCCAGGCAGAACGGAUGGUACGCACCACAAAAGAGGCCCUGGGCCGCAUAGUACAGGGAGACUGGACCACCGCCUAG